AUGGAUUCUAUUAGCCUCUCCAGCAACUGGAAGAAGUUACAGGCCACUCUUACAAAAGGCAGCGCCUCGACUGCGGUAUCAACAACAAAACGCAAGAUCUCGGACCGAGACUCGGUGAACGCUACCGUGAAGAAGCGCAAAUUUACCGAGAAAGAUCAGUCCAAAGCACGUGUGUUGAAGACACCGUUCAAGCGAAAGAAGAUGGCAGAUAGUACCGAUACUACGUCUUCUUCCAACUCUGCUGCUACUGGCUCGCGCAGAAGGUCUAGCGCUGGAGUUUCGUCAAAAACUGAGACCAGUUCAAAGGAAAAUGAAGGUCGCUCAUCAACUGCGGAGGUUGGAAAAUAUGUCGCCAUGGAUUGUGAGAUGGUGGGUGUCGGGCCAAACCCAGACAACGACUCCGUUCUUGCGCGCGUCAGUAUCGUCAACUUCAACGGCGAUCAGGUCUAUGAUUCAUAUGUCAGACCCAAAGAGAUGGUGACGGAUUGGCGGACGCAUGUUAGCGGUAUUGCACCAAAGCACAUGGCGGAAGCACGAACUCUCGAGCAAGUCCAAAAAGAAGUGGCAGCGAUUAUGGACGGACGCAUUCUUGUCGGCCACGCUGUCAGCAACGAUCUGGACGCAUUGCUUCUAAGUCACCCUAAGCGCGAUAUCCGAGACACAAGCAAACAUCCGGAAUACCGAAAGCUUGCGGGCGGUGGUUCCCCUCGACUGAAAAUGCUUGCUGAGCAUUACCUCGGUCUGAAGAUCCAAGAAGGUGCUCAUUCCAGUGUGGAGGACGCCCGGGCAACAAUGGCUCUAUACCGGCGGGAAAAGGACGCUUUCGAGCGAGAACAUCUGAAGAAGUGGCCGGUACGGAAAGUUCAAGAGAACAAAGACAAUGGUGAUGGCCAGAAGAAAAAGACGAAGAAGAAGAAGAAGCAGCAUCGCAAGCGAUGA
Penicillium macrosclerotiorum is the source of this 939-nucleotide messenger RNA. It is a transcript of the gene rex4, whose product is annotated as putative 3'-5' exonuclease. Gene Ontology annotation, biological process: ribosomal large subunit assembly; rRNA processing. Gene Ontology annotation, cellular component: nucleus. Lineage: Eukaryota; Fungi; Ascomycota; Eurotiomycetes; Eurotiales; Aspergillaceae. The record is from RefSeq and is a predicted model, not a curated record. The coding region runs from base 1 to 939 and encodes 312 amino acids. The transcript is spliced from 2 exons. Gene Ontology annotation, molecular function: 3'-5' exonuclease activity; nucleic acid binding.